UCUCGUAAUUAUCGUACAAAGGACGGGCGGACCUCCGUGUCAGGUCCGGCACAACGAAGGUGAUGGGAGGGGAUGGACGGAAGGUGAAUCAUAGGUAGGUAAGUCGAAGGAUAUCCCGACGACAUUCGUCAAGUGCUGAAUGCGGUGGAGUGUGGUGGUCGGCUUUGGGGGUGGCGGGGGAGGGUCAAACCAAGCAGCAAAGGGCAGACGAGGCUGGCUGGGGGGGAACGGAAGGAUUCACGAUCGGCGAUUGACGAAGACUAUCGCCGGUAGAGAGAAGCUCAAGGAUGAAGGCGAGCACGUCUGUCUGUCACUCUGCCACUCUUGUCUAUCUCGUUGGAGUGAAGGGAGGGAGAGAGGGAGAGAAAACAGGAGAGAAGGGAUCCCCGAGUAUACCUUAGUAUCGUGGGUCGUUAAUGGGCCGAUGCGAGGCAGGAGAGAGGAGACGAUGCGGGAGCGCCGCUUUUUGACCAAGAAGUUCGGGGGAUCCAGAGGGCGACGAUCGACGAACGACGAACAAAAUGAUUGGCAUUGGCAGGAGGGGCCCUAUCGCUCUGCUGUAGUUACCUUACCCUAUACUACGGCGUAGAUAUAAAUAAUCAUGGUAAUCGGUAAAUAAUACAUCAGGUAAUGCUCAAUACACAUGUCUCUGUUCUGGACUUGUGUGCCUAUCAGCGUCGAAUGGUUCAUGCUUCACUGAG
Messenger RNA from Amorphotheca resinae ATCC 22711, 701 nucleotides. RefSeq lists its product as hypothetical. Bases 140 to 589 code for a protein of 149 amino acids. The record is from RefSeq and is a predicted model, not a curated record. The transcript has a single exon. Lineage: Eukaryota; Fungi; Ascomycota; Leotiomycetes; Helotiales; Amorphothecaceae.